Messenger RNA from Coregonus clupeaformis (lake whitefish), 1123 nucleotides. RefSeq names its product tripartite motif-containing protein 16-like. The transcript has 4 exons. NCBI's taxonomy places the organism in Eukaryota, Metazoa, Chordata, Actinopteri, Salmoniformes, Salmonidae. Gene Ontology annotation, molecular function: protein binding. The coding region runs from base 124 to 963 and encodes 279 amino acids. The record is from RefSeq and is a predicted model, not a curated record.
AGAGAGCCAGCCAGAACCAGCCCUACUCCCAGCCGGAGAGAGACACCCAGACCAGAACCCACCCCCAGCCCUACCCCCCGUGCUGUUACCCAAGCCACCCCAGCCUCAGGAGCUUUCAGCCGGAUGGGCUCCAUAGCAAGUCUCUUCCGCUCCCAUCGACGUGCCACACCGGCAGCAGGACCAGUCAACAACAACACUGGUGGAGUUAACCCAUGGGAGAUGGGUGCUCUGACUGAAUCCCAACCAGAAGUGAAUACCAGCCUCUUCCUGGAUCCGCCGACCCCUGACCCCAUCAUGAAUCAGAUGCCAGCUUUCCCUGCAUUGAGGGAGAUAGACAUCUCCAGCAUCCAGGCCCCAGAGCCCAGGAGCAGAGAGGAGUUCCUGCAGUAUGCCUGUACCCUGACCCUAGACAUGAGGACAGCCCACCGGCGUCUGAGCCUGUCAGAGGGUAACACCAAGGCCACCCUACAGGGGGCAGGGCAGCCCUACCCAGACUGCCCCCAACGCUUCGACGGCUGGACCCAGGUGCUGUGCCAGGCCCCCCUGUCCGCCCAGCGCUGUUACUGGGAGGUGGAUUGGCGGGGGAAGGGGUCAUCCAUGGGCGUAGCUUAUGGAGCCCUGAGCAGGAAGGGGGCGGAUGCCAGGGUGGGGCUUGGCUACAACGCCCAAUCAUGGAGCCUGGAGCUGUCGGAUACGUGUUGCACGGCAAUGCAUGCCAAUGAGAAGAGGGAUAUCCCGGUGACGUACUCGCCGCGUCUGGGGUUGUUCCUGGACCUCACCGCAGGCACCCUGGCGUUCUAUAGCGUGGCAGAGAGCAUGGCGCACCUGCACACGUUCCGUGCUAACUUUACACAGCCGCUGUACGCGGCCUUCGGAGUGGGUAGUGGAGUUGGUGUUGGGUUGGACUUUGGUCUGGGUCAGUUCAGCCAGACAUCCGACAGCAUCAAGAUCUGCCCCAUGUGAUGAGACCGACAACCUCUGUAUAGAUCCCCAUCUGUUAUCGCCGCUUUAUAUGAAAUCGUUUAACUUUAAUUGUUUGUUUCCUAAACAUUUACAAAAUAGCCCAAGUGCUGCACUUCUGACAAAUAGUGUGUGUGUGUGUGUGUGCGUGCGUGCGUGCGUG